CCUGGACCGCUCUAAUCAAACACAUCCUCUUCAGCAUUUACACCAAGCUCUUCAUCUUCACACAGAGAGGAGAACGGGCUGCAGAGUAAAGCGAGCAGCUGACCUUCAGCAUGCAGCAUUAUGGAGUGAACGGCUACUCUCUGCACGCCAUGAACUCACUGAGCGCCAUGUACAACCUCCACCAGCAGGCGGCGCAGCAAGCACAACACGCGCCGGACUAUCGGCCCUCAGUGCACGCCCUCACCCUCGCAGAGAGACUGGCCGACAUCAUCCUGGAGGCCCGUUACGGUUCUCAGCACAGGAAGCAGCGCAGGAGCCGCACGGCAUUCACCGCUCAGCAGCUGGAGGCGCUGGAGAAAACCUUCCAGAAAACACACUACCCUGACGUGGUCAUGAGGGAGCGACUCGCCAUGUGCACCAACCUGCCUGAGGCUCGAGUACAGGUGUGGUUUAAAAACAGGCGGGCAAAGUUUCGUAAGAAGCAGCGCAGCCUGCAGAAAGAGCAGCUCCAGAGACAGAAGGAGGCGGGGACUGAUGCAGGUCAGGAGGCAGAGAAAGGAGAAGUCCCACCUACCACCACAUCAGAGUCCCAAACCCCUCCUCCUCCCCUGUCAGAAGGAAAUCGAUCCACACUACCUGCAGCAGGUGAGCUCACUGAGGAGGUGAACGUGACCUCACCUGAGCAGUCGGGGGCGGAGUCAGGAGCAGAGGAUAUGACUGACAGAGAGGACGAGCCGCCAUGUUUCGGAGGGGAGGUAAAAGCAGCAGGCCCACAGUUACCUGGUGAGAGUUCGCCGUCCUGCAAGCCACUGAGUCCAAAAUCAGACUCUCCCCUCAGCUCCCCAUCCCUGCCGUCUUCCAGUGGGGUCAGCAGCAGUGGUUUGGCUCAGAGUAACUCCUACGCCUCGUCUCCACUCAGCCUCUUCCGUCUGCAGGAGCAGUUCCGCCAGCAUAUGGCUGCCACCAACAACCUGGUGCACUACCCGUCCUUCGACAUGGCCUCCCCCUCCUCACUACCCUACCUGGGCAUGAGCGUAAACAUGGCCGCCCCACUGGGGUCACUGCAGUGCCAGUCCUACUACCAGUCCCUGUCCCAGGCCCAGCAGAUGUGGAGCAGCCCUUUGCUUCAGGCCACAGGAACGUUACCCAGUAUUAACAGCAAAACAACCAGCAUUGAAAACCUGCGCAUGAGGGCCAAACAGCAUGCAGCUUCACUUGGCCUGGACACUUUACCCAACUGA
This is a messenger RNA of Colossoma macropomum (tambaqui), 1241 nucleotides long. RefSeq names its product diencephalon/mesencephalon homeobox 1b (gene dmbx1b). The record is from RefSeq and is a predicted model, not a curated record. Gene Ontology annotation, molecular function: RNA polymerase II transcription regulatory region sequence-specific DNA binding; DNA-binding transcription factor activity, RNA polymerase II-specific. Gene Ontology annotation, biological process: regulation of transcription by RNA polymerase II. Lineage: Eukaryota; Metazoa; Chordata; Actinopteri; Characiformes; Serrasalmidae. The coding region runs from base 111 to 1241 and encodes 376 amino acids. The transcript has 5 exons.